AUGCUCCUCUAUUUCGUACAAACUUCGGCUGUUUUUCAUACCGGAUGCUGGAACGAACGAAAAAAUAAAAAGGCUAGGAUAUCUAGAGCGUCGAAGAAAGAGUAUGAGAUAAAGCAGGAGAAACCAGAGCUUGUUCGAGUGCGACAAUGGGCGGAUGAAGAUGAUUUUCGUUUGUUUGUAUAUUUAAAGUUAGACGAACUUAUACAGAAUGGGCAGGCUGGAGUCGAAGCUGUCGAGGAGGGCGAGGAGAGUAAUCUGGAAGAUAAUAAUAAGCGAGACAACCAGGACAAUAGAACCAAAACUGUAAAUAUUACAUAUAUUAAUGGAGAUAAUUCUAAUACAACCACAGACACUAUUACAGCCUCUAGUAUGAAUACAAAUAUAAGCACGAGUGCAACGACAAUAAAAGCCACUGCUGCGACUGCAGAAAUCACUCAAAACACUGACAAAAUCAACAAGAAAAUAGAAUCCCUAAUACUUGAGGGCACACGUGCGUUGCAAUCCGAUUGGCGGGACUUUUCAAAGCAAGAUCGAGCAUACGACAAUAUAGACGAUGUUGGAGUUGAUUUGGACUAUUUUACAUUCCUUGCUAGCAUACCGGAUGCUCUUAAAAAGAUGGAACACCAGAAGGGCGCUUGGGCCGUUGCUAUAGAAAGAUUUAGGAUUCUGAGAACAUUUUUGAGGGGUCUGAUAUAA
Paraglomus occultum is the source of this 696-nucleotide messenger RNA. The record is from the annotation of a GenBank genome assembly. Lineage: Eukaryota; Fungi; Glomeromycota; Glomeromycetes; Paraglomerales; Paraglomeraceae.